GACGAUCGCACUGAGCUCGGGUGAACGAAGUUUUAUUGGCGCCUUCGGAGCGUUGCUCGGACCCCGAUCUGCUAUGCCGUGUGCUCUUGUCGCGUUUCGUUUCCCUGUGUCCAUCGCCAUUCUGCUCUUGUAGCUCCUACAUUCAUUCUUGUCGUAGCCACCCGCAUCUUCGAUGUUUCGAAAGCUUUCGAUCGACUUGUUUCUGUCAUUUUCUGCACCUGUGGAGGUUCGGAUCUUGCUUGGGAGCCGGAUCAGACAUGUUUCUUCUCACACUGCGCUGAGUUGUGUGUUUCGUUAGAUCGGAGGAGGUGAAUCUUGCCUUGGAGUUUGCAGAAGUAGAUAUUUUAAAUUUUAGUAGUUUCCGAAGGUUUGCGAGGACGGGGAAGUCGUUUCGAACGACUUAUCAUAGAUCUUUUUUCGAGUGGCGAGAAGAGUGAGUGUGAGAGGCAGAUCGUAUUGGUGUGUUUAGCCACUAUUGGUGGCGGCGACGGUUGUCGUCGCAGCUGAGAAGCAUUGCAUGCGAUGGCGGGGCGGUAUGACAGCAAUCCGUUUGACGAAGAUGACGUGAAUCCUUUUUCUGAUCCAGUAGUACGAAGUCAGGCGCAAAAGUCAUCCUACGGUGGAGGCUUCUAUGAUAAGAGCGUGCCACAAGUGAAUACAAUUUCACCUCUUCCACACGAACCAGUUUUUUCAGGUUCAACAGCUGCAAAAGAUGCAACAGUCGAUAUUCCCCUUGGUGGUGCCAAAGAGUUGAAGAAGAAGGAGAACGAGCUGAAGGCCAAGGAGGAGGAACUUAGGAAGAAAGAGCAGGAACUGAAACGCAGAGAGGAAGCCGCGGCUAAAGCUGGCAUACUUAUUGAGGACAAAAACUGGCCCCCAUUUAUCCCCAUCCUUCAUCAUGAUAUUGCCAGGGACAUACCGUCACACACACAACAACUGCAGUACCAAGCUUAUGGAAGUUGGUUAGGAAUAUUACUGUGUUUAUUUUGGAAUUUCAUCUGCACUACAGUAGCAUGGAUUGCAGGCCCUGGUGAUGUGCAAAUAUGGCUUCUGGGUGUUAUCUUUGUUCUAGCUGGCUAUCCUCUAUCCUACUUCCUGUGGUACAGGCCACUGUAUCGUGCAAUGAGAUCUGAUAGUGCUCUGAAGUUCGGCUGGUUCUUCAUCUUCUACUGUCUUCAUAUUGGCUUCGUUGUAUUGGCUGCGAUUGCUCCACCAAUUUUCUUUAGGGGGAAAUCUCUUGCGGGGCUCUGGCCUGCAUUGAGCUUAUUUGGAGAGAAUGCCCUCGUUGCUAUUUUUUAUGUGGUGGGCUUCGUCUUGUUUACACUUGAGGCAUUACUAAGUAUCUGGGUCCUUAAGGAAGUAUAUGAUUAUUUCCGGGGCUCUGGAAAAGCAGCGCAACUUAGGCGUGAAGCUGCUGCUGGUGCCUUUAGAGCUGCCAUAUGAUUUUGAGGAUCCCCCGAGUGAUGUACAAGCUGGUAGAUGUUGAUCAUGGUUACUCAUUAAGGCAGAUUGGAAGUUGUGCAGAAUCCUCAUACGAACUUAGGUUUCGUAGCGCAGGUCGAUUUGUAGAGGUCGAUAGUCUAAUUCUUUGAAUCUACUGGUAUGAUGGUGAAACCACCGAGUCUUGGUUUCCCGACGGAUAACAGAUCUGCUAUACAUGUAACGUGUGAAUGGGGCGUGAUUAAUGUUGCUCUUAAGUAUUUAUUAAGUGACUCUUAAAUGUCACUUCAGUUUCACUCA
Physcomitrium patens is the source of this 1740-nucleotide messenger RNA. RefSeq names its product secretory carrier-associated membrane protein 2. Gene Ontology annotation, biological process: protein transport. Gene Ontology annotation, cellular component: trans-Golgi network membrane; recycling endosome membrane. The record is from RefSeq and is a predicted model, not a curated record. Lineage: Eukaryota; Viridiplantae; Streptophyta; Bryopsida; Funariales; Funariaceae.